Solanum stenotomum is the source of this 480-nucleotide messenger RNA. Its product is annotated as heavy metal-associated isoprenylated plant protein 32-like. The transcript has 4 exons. Bases 1 to 480 code for a protein of 159 amino acids. The record is from RefSeq and is a predicted model, not a curated record. Lineage: Eukaryota; Viridiplantae; Streptophyta; Magnoliopsida; Solanales; Solanaceae. Gene Ontology annotation, molecular function: metal ion binding.
AUGGAGCCCUUUGCAGACGUGAGUUGCAUAUUGAAAGUGGAUGUCCAUUGCGAUGCGUGCAAGAUGAAGAUGGUGGAAGUGUUGAGCUCCGUAUGCGGAGUGUAUGCAUUGACAAUAAAUGCAGAAAAAGGAGAAGUAAAUGUAUGUGGAGAAGUUGAUCCAAAUUUAUUAGUGAAGGCAUUAAAAGGAACAGGAAAACAUGCAGAAAUAGUACAUGUAAAGCUCAAGCAUCCUUCUCUUACUACUCCCACAACACAUUAUCGUCCUUCUUAUAAUGGUUAUGGCCAUGGCUACCAUGGCCUUGGCUACGGCUACGGCCAUGGCCACGGCUAUGGUUAUAGUCGUGGCCAUGACUACUAUAACACAAUGCCAAUGAGUCCAUACAAUUAUUCAAUGAGAAGAUCCAUGAUGAUGGAGCAACCUCACUACUAUGGUCAUCAUGCUUCUUCAUAUCCUAGGUUUAGGCCAUUUUACUACUAA